Molecule: messenger RNA, 1659 nt
Organism: Dujonia railenensis
Lineage: Eukaryota; Fungi; Ascomycota; Pichiomycetes; Serinales; Debaryomycetaceae
Source: the annotation of a GenBank genome assembly
AUGACUCCAGCCGCAGUUGAAUCUUCUAUCAAUUUUGGAAGUCACUCCAAAAUAAAAACUACACAAGACCCAUUGGUGAAGCAACUUUCUCUUGGUGAGGAAACUACUAUCAGACAUAAUGCUCCACCUCCAACCUUGUACGAAGAUGGUCUUUUGGAAAAGGGAACCACCAUCUCCUCCACUGGUGCUUUAUUAGCUUACUCUGGUAAGAAGACUGGUAGAUCUCCAAAGGAUAAAAGAAUUGUUGACGAAGAAACCUCCUCUCAAAAUAUUUGGUGGGGACCUGUUAACAAGCAAGUUGACGAAUUAACCUGGAAAAUUUCUAGAUCAAGAGCUUUAGACUACUUGAGAACCAGAGAAAAGUUGUUCGUUGUUGACGCUUACGCCGGAUGGGAUCCAAGAUACAGAAUCAAGGUUAGAAUUAUCUGUGCCAGAGCCUACCACGCUUUAUUCAUGACCAACAUGUUAAUCAGACCAACUGAAGAAGAAUUAGCCAACUUCGGUGAACCAGAUUUCACUAUCUACAACGCUGGUCAAUUCCCAGCCAAUGUCCACACUAAGGGUAUGACUUCUUCCACAUCUGUUGAAAUUAACUUCAAGGAUAUGGAAAUGGUUAUCUUAGGUACUGAAUACGCUGGUGAAAUGAAGAAGGGUAUCUUCACCGUUAUGUUCUACUUGAUGCCAAUCAAGCACAAGGUUUUAACUUUACACUCAUCUUGUAACCAAGGUACUGACAAGGGUGAUGUUACCUUAUUCUUCGGUCUUUCUGGAACUGGUAAGACCACUUUAUCAGCUGAUCCAAACAGAAAAUUGAUUGGUGAUGAUGAACAUUGUUGGUCCGACAACGGUGUUUUCAACAUUGAAGGUGGUUGUUACGCCAAGUGUUUGGAUUUAAGUGCCGAAAAGGAACCAGAAAUUUUCAACUCUAUCAAAUUCGGUGCUAUUUUGGAAAACGUUGUUUACAACCCAGAGUCUAAGGUUGUCGACUACGAUGACUCUACCAUCACUGAAAACACUAGAUGUGCAUACCCAAUCGAUUUCAUCCCAUCUGCUAAGAUUCCAUGUAUGGCUGAUGAACACCCAACUAACAUCAUCUUAUUGACUUGUGAUGCCUCCGGUGUAUUACCUCCAGUUUCCAAGUUGUCUAACGCUCAAGUUAUGUACCAUUUCAUCUCUGGUUACACUUCCAAGAUGGCCGGUACUGAAGAAGGUGUUACUGAACCACAAGCUACUUUCUCCGCUUGUUUCGGUCAACCAUUCUUGGUAUUGCACCCUAUGAAGUACGCUCAACAGUUAUCUGACAAGAUCUCUCAACACAAUGCUAACGCCUGGUUAUUGAAUACCGGUUGGGUUGGUGCUUCUGCUGCCAGAGGUGGUAAGAGAUGCUCAUUAAAGUACACUAGAGCAAUCUUAGAUGCUAUUCACUCUGGUGAAUUAUCCAAGGUUGAAUAUGAAAACUUCCCAACUUUCAACUUGAAUGUUCCAAAGUCUUGUCCAGGUGUUCCAUCUGAAAUCUUGAACCCUACCAAGGCUUGGACUGAAGGUGUUGCAUCAUUCGAAAACGAAAUCAAAUCAUUAGCCAGUAAGUUCAGUGAAAACUUCAAGAAGUACUCUGAUCAAGCUACUACUGAAGUUAAGGCUGCCGGUCCAGAUGCUUAA